GGGAGCAGGGACUGAUAUGGGUCAUGAGACUCUCAAAAGGAUUACCUUGAACUGAAGUCAUGAGACCAAGGCUUGAACAAAGAGCUGGCUCACAUGCUCAUCAUAUGAGCCCCGCUUCAUAAAGUCAUGUCGUUUCAUAUCUACUGGGCUUCAGUGGGCUAGGAGGACCCGGGUGAGAGCAGCUAGAGAGCUGGAGAUGGAGCUGGGCUGGAGCUGGGCUGGUGGGAAGUUUCUUGAGAGUUCUUAGAGUUAUUGAGUGUUCUUGAGUUCUAAGAGAGUUCUUGAGUUCUAAGAGAGUUCUUGAGUUCUUAGAGAGUUGUUGUGUUCUUCUUUACUAGUAGUUGGGUGUUAGAGUGUUGAGUUGCUCUUGUGCUCCUCUUGAAGUUUCUACUGGAUGCUCUUCCACUGACGGCCCACAAAGCUUGGAUUGAGAAGACGUUUCAGAAAAGAGAGUGCAUCCAAAUAUUUCCCAGCAAAGAACCAAACAGGUGCAGUUGUGGUCAGGUAGUGAACCAGCAUGUGGCCAUCAUCCCGGGGGCGACCACCAGGGUGGCGGAAGAGGCAGGUCAGAUAGCACAGGUGGCGGUGCCCAUGGAACGCUGGUCCGUGCUUAAACACACACAGGCCAUGCCCACAGACACAUACGGCAUCAUGGAGUUCCAGGGAGGAGGACAUGUCAACAAGGCCAUGUACAUCCGUGUGGCGUACGAUUCCAAGCCAGACAACAUGCUCCACCUGAUGGUGAAAGACUGGCAGCUGGAGCUCCCUACCCUGCUCAUCUCCGUCCACGGGGGACUGCAGAACUUUGACUUGCAGCCCAAACUAAAACAGGUGUUUGGAAAGGGUCUGAUCCAAGCUGCAGUCACCACCGGAGCCUGGAUACUCACUGGCGGAGUCAGCACUGGGGUGAUCCGGCAUGUUGGAGAUGCGUUGAAGGACCACUCCUCAAAGUCCAGGGGGAAAGUAUGUGCCAUCGGGAUCGCUCCAUGGGGCAUUGUGGAGAACAAGGAGGAUCUGAUAGGAAGAGAUGUGACACGUCCAUACCAGGCCAUGUCCAACCCCAUGUCCAAGCUGUCUGUCCUCAACAACAGCCACUCUCACUUCAUCCUAGCAGAUAACGGGACCCACGGAAAGUACGGCGCAGAGGUCCGUCUUCGCCGUCAGCUGGAGAAACACAUCUCCCUGCAGAAGAUCAACACACGUCUGGGUCAGGGAGUGCCUCUGGUCUGUCUGAUCCUGGAGGGGGGUCCCAACGUCAUCUCCAUAGUCCUGGAGAGCCUGAGGGAGGACCCCCCUGUCCCGGUGGUGGUCUGUGACGGCAGUGGACGGGCCUCUGACAUCAUCUCCUUCGCACACAGAUACUCUGAGGACGACGGCUUGGUAAGUGAUAGCGUGAAGGACCAGCUCCUGGUCACCAUACAGAAGACGUUCAACUACAACCGCGGUCAGGCCCAGCAGAUCUUCCUCAUGGUGAUGGAAUGCAUGAAGAAGCGAUCUCUGGUGAGUAGGGAAGACAUAAUUAUACAGGCUAUGUUCCCAUAAAUGACAUUAGCAUAACACUUAGAAUUCCUGUCCAAUGCAUUGCAUGCGUCAUAAGUGACGGUUUUAGUAUCUAGACAAUUUGUUAGUUAAAAUGUAUUUUUCUAAGCCUUUACGUACAUUUUAGAAACACUUUACCGCAUAAGUCAAACCUAAUGUAUUCAAAAUAUAUUCAAACAUUAAAGAUUAUAAUUUGUGAUGAAAGUAAAGCGACAUUUUAAUAAUUUAAUUGUUUUAUGUUAUUUGAUGCGUCAAUAAAAUUGUCCCAUUCAUUUGUGUCAUCCUGUACUUUCA
Salmo salar (Atlantic salmon) is the source of this 1833-nucleotide messenger RNA. Lineage: Eukaryota; Metazoa; Chordata; Actinopteri; Salmoniformes; Salmonidae. The record is from RefSeq and is a predicted model, not a curated record.